Molecule: messenger RNA, 1650 nt
Organism: Chanos chanos (milkfish)
Lineage: Eukaryota; Metazoa; Chordata; Actinopteri; Gonorynchiformes; Chanidae
Gene: hnrnpll
Product: heterogeneous nuclear ribonucleoprotein L like
Exons: 13
Coding region: 1-1650 (549 amino acids)
Biological process (GO): mRNA processing
Cellular component (GO): nucleus
Molecular function (GO): RNA binding
Source: RefSeq, a predicted model, not a curated record
AUGUCGCUCAUUGAGGAAUAUGCAGAAGGAGAAUAUGAGAGAGCGCCAAAGCGACUCAAAACGUCGGAGGUUGAGGAAGGAGAGGACUUGGAGGAAGGGGAGGAUUCGGAUUCAGCAUCCGCCGGGCUGCUAGGAGACGAGGACGAUGAUACGGGGCCCGGCGGGGAAAACAGACCCCGUUGGACCUCAUCAAAAUACGGGUCUACAAGAAAGGGUAAUGGAGAUGACACCCAUCGGAUUGCUCCCUCUCCAGUUGUCCAUGUGCGUGGCCUCUGUGAAUCAGUGGUGGAAGCUGAUUUGGUGGAGGCUUUGGAGAAGUUUGGCAACAUCUGUUACGUGAUGAUGAUGCCAUUCAAACGCCAAGCGUUGGUAGAGUUUGAGGACGUGGAGAGUGCCGACAGGUGUGUGGCGUGUGGUUCAAACGAGGCAGUCUACAUUGCUGGCCAACAAGCUUUCUUCAACUACUCCACCAGCAAGAGAAUCACACGCCCGACCAACUCUGACGACCCCAACAGCGGGAACAAAGUGCUGCUGCUCUCCAUUCAGAACCCUCUCUACCCAAUCACUACGGAUGUGCUCUAUACAGUGUGCAAUCCAAUUGGAAAUGUACUGCGUAUUGUGAUCUUCAAGAGGAAUGGAAUCCAAGCUAUGGUUGAGUUUGAAUCCAUUCAGAAUGCCCAGAAGGCUAAAGCGGCCCUCAACGGAGCAGACAUAUACGCAGGCUGCUGCACGCUGAAAAUCGAAUACGCUCGGCCCACACGCCUCAAUGUCAUCAGAAACGAUAACGACAGCUGGGACUACACUAAACCCUUCCUGGUCAGAAGAGAGCGAGGAAAAGGCAGACAAAGACAAGCCAUUCUGGGGGAGCAUCCAUCCUCCUACGGUGACAACGGCUAUGGGUCACAUUGCCCCCUGCUGCCGCUGCCUAGCAACAACAGGUACAAGAGGAGCUCCCAUGAUGUCCCAGAGGUGGUUGCCUACCCCUUGCCCCAGACAUCAUCAUACAUGGGUCCUGCCUCCAGUUCUGUCGCCAUGGUUAGUGGCCUACACCCUGCCAAGAUGAACUGCACCCGGAUCUUCAACCUUUUCUGUCUCUAUGGAAACAUAGAGAAGGUGAAGUUUAUGAAGAGUGUUCCUGGCACAGCGCUGGUAGAGAUGGGGGAUGAGUAUGCAGUUGAUCGUGCCAUCACACACCUGAAUAGUAUCAAGGUUUUCAGCAAGAGGCUCAACGUCUGUGUUUCCAAGCAGCAUGCUGUCAUCCCCAGCCAGGUCUUUGAGCUGGAAGAUGGCUCCAGCAGCUACAAGGACUUUGCAAUGACCCGAAACAACCGCUUCACCAGUGCUGGGCAGGCGUCCAAGAACAUCAUCCAGCCACCAUCUUGUGUGCUGCACUUCUACAAUGUGCCACCCUGUGUCACCGAGGAGGAGCUGCUGAGGUUAUGCAAAGAACAUGACGUACCAGGCUUCAUCAAGUUCAAAGUGUUUGAUGCCAAACCAAGCUCCAAAACCAUAUCGGGAUUACUUGAGUUUGACAGCAAGACGCAUGCAGUGGAGGCCCUGACAGUCCUCAACCACUACCAGAUUAGAAUACCCAAUGGCUCUAAUCCAUACACGCUGAAACUCUGUUUCUCCACUUCCUCACACCUCUGA